Saccostrea cuccullata (small rock oyster) is the source of this 856-nucleotide messenger RNA. RefSeq names its product zinc metalloproteinase nas-13-like. The coding region runs from base 143 to 856 and encodes 237 amino acids. The record is from RefSeq and is a predicted model, not a curated record. Lineage: Eukaryota; Metazoa; Mollusca; Bivalvia; Ostreida; Ostreidae. The transcript has 8 exons. Gene Ontology annotation, molecular function: zinc ion binding; metalloendopeptidase activity. Gene Ontology annotation, biological process: proteolysis.
UUGGUCUCUCUACACAAACAAUUCCAGGAGGUCCUUCAACUUGCGUGGAGGCUGGACAUAUAUGUAAACGGCCAUAUCACGGACUAGCUAUGUUCCUCAGGACGACAACAAAGAAAAUACUUCACCACUGGGCUAUAGCGUUAUGGACAUCAUUGUGAAAGCAAACAGGGAAUCAGGGAUGUUGGAGAACCUGCUGGAAGGAGACAUUAUAGGACAACCAUCGAUACAUAGAGAGAAGAGGAAUGCUAUUCGUGUGAAUAUGUGGAAAUGGAAAAAUAACGUGAUACCAUACACUAUUGAAAAGAAUGGAAUCAGUAGCUAUGGUCUCAGUGUUAUACAGUCGGCAAUAGACCAGUACAACAGUGACCAGUCCUGUCUGAAGUGGAGACCGAGGACAAACGAGGAGGACUAUGUCGUCAUCAGAGAUGGAGCGGGAUGCUACUCCUCCAUUGGUCGGGACACUGGUCCUCAGAACCUCGUUCUGGGUUCCACCUGCUACUUCAAAGGUGUCAUUUUGCAUGAGAUGAACCACGCUGCUGGGUUCUUCCACGAACAAAGUCGGUAUGAUCGAGAUGAUUACAUACUAGUCAACUGGGAAAAUGUGCAGGAUGGUAAAACUAGAGAUUUUACCAAACAGCAAAAGAAUAUAAUGGAUACUUUGGGAACCAUUUAUGACUAUGGCAGUAUCAUGCACUAUGGUGCAACAACCUUCUCUAAAAAUGGAAGUCCAACACUAGUGGCAAAAUUCAACACUCGAGGAACUAUGGGCCAGCGUUCUGGAUUUAGUGAAAUGGACAUCUGGAAGAUCAAAAAGUUGUAUGGUUGUGAGAAUGGUAAGAACAGAACCCAUCUGUAA